AUGCAGGUAGUUAUUCGGCGGCUUCCUCCUUGUCUAACUAAGGAGCAACUGGAGGAACAGCUACAUCCUCUACCUGCCCAUGAUUAUUUUGAGUUUUGCACUGCUGAUCCCAGCCUUUAUCCUCAUCUCUACUCAAGAGCAUACAUUAACUUUAGAAAUCCUGAGGACAUCCUUCUUUUUAGAGAUCGCUUUGAUGGCUAUGUCUUCAUUGACAAUAAAGGUUUGGAGUAUCCUGCAGUGGUUGAAUUUGCUCCAUUCCAGAAGAUUUCAAAAAAGAAGCUGAAGAAGAAAGAUGCCAAAGCUGGGAGCAUUGAAGAUGAUCCAGAAUAUAGGAAAUUUUUAGAGAGUUAUUGUGCUGAUGAAGAGAAAAUCUGUGCCAAUCCUGAGAUUCUUUUGGGAGAGAUUGAGGCCAAAACAAGGGAACUCAUUGCUAGAAGAACAACACCCCUUUUGGAAUAUAUUAAAAAUAGAAAAUUAGAAAAGCAGAGAAUACGAGAAGAGAAAAGAGAAGAACGAAGACGGAGAGAAUUGGAGAAGAAACGUCUGCGGGAGGAAGAGAAAAGGAAGCGCAGAGAAGAAGAAAGACGUAAAAGAAAAGAAGUGGAAAAGCAAAAGAAAAUGUCUGAAAAAGAAAUAAGAAUCAAGCUUCUCAAGAAGCCUGAAAAAGGAGAUGAACUGGCCAGUGAAAAGCACAAAGAAAAAGGUGAAGAAGCUGACAUGGAGGAAAACAAAUGGGAUAAAUCACCUGGAUCUGGGAGUAUAAAAUCCAAAUCUUUGGAGGCUUCACUAAAAGAACUUAAGGAAAAGUAA
Messenger RNA from Leptosomus discolor (cuckoo roller), 810 nucleotides. Lineage: Eukaryota; Metazoa; Chordata; Aves; Leptosomiformes; Leptosomidae. The record is from RefSeq and is a predicted model, not a curated record.